GGGCAGAAGCUAAUGUGCUCACCCAUAGGACCCAAGUGUCUGAGAAAAGUUUGGGAAAGCAGAUAUGUGAUGGUAUUAGCUAGUUUUCUAGGGAAACAGAACUGAAUUUUUAAGGCUUUAACUAGUCACUGAUCAUAGUAGAAAAGUUCAUAGGGAAGAACUGGAGAAAUCUGUAAUCUGUCUCUUCUGAAAACUUCACUUUCACUGUUAGUUCAAAAGAUUAAAUGGCAUAUUUUAGUGUCCUUGUUAGUAGACUAAAUUCCAGAAAGUGUAUUAUAACCUAGUCAGGUGAUACCUGGAGUGUGAAAAAUCACUAUUUCUUAAGCAUUGGAUAACAACUUGAUCUUUCAAUUAGGGGCAUAUAUUUCAAAUAGUGAAUGACUGUGCUGACAAAGAAGCCAUGAAGACUCAUUUGUAAUAUGUGAAUACCAGCAUUAAUACCUAAAGCUAAAUUUAGUAAGUGGUGAAACAUGUUAAUUUGAAAGUGGAGCAAGUCAAUUGAGAUGGAUGGUGGUAGUGCAUGUGAUAGCACUUUGGAUAUCACUUUGAGCAUACCUGCAUAUUAAGGGCAGAAGUACAGUCUCUAUUUGUAUUAUAAUAACAUAGAGCUACAAUGAAGAUGAGAUUUUGUUUUGUUUGUUAGGUCUUAAUUUUUCUGUUGCAUACGUUGACUGGUGUAUGGCUGUAAAACUGCAAUUUGUUGAGAGGUAUAUCAGAAUAAGUGCGAGUUUGCUUUGUAGUACUGAAGCAAAGGUAUAAAUCGAUGUCCUGUGACCACCAGCAGGCAAGCAGACUAAUUUUAUUAUUUUCUCCUGCUAUUGAUUUACUUUGAACCCAGAAGUUUAGAUUAACUAGACAAAUGCUGCUGUCAGUUACAGUUAUCACACUGAGAUGUAUGGUUACAGCUUGUAGUGUGGCUUUUUUUUAAGAUAUAAAAAGUACUUCUUUAUACACUAGAGUUAAUUAGCAUUUGGUAUGUUUGAGUUCUCAUGAGCAUUAGCAGACAAAUAUCCCUUAUUGUGGCUGUCCUUAAAGAGGAAGGCAGUAAUCUAGAGUUUUCACUAAAAUGUUUCCAAGUGCCAUAGCAGUGCUUCCACUAAAUCUAAAUUUUUGGAAGACAAGUUUGGUUGUAACCUGCACACACAGCUCAGUGUCUGACAAGUAUAUUACUUCUCAGUGUUACUAUGUGUAUUGGGUUUGCGUGGCAAGGUUUUGGUAGCAGAGGGGCCACAGGGGUGGCUUCUGUGAGAAGUUGCUAGAAGCUUCCCCUAUGUCUGAUAGAGCCAAUGCCAGCUGGCUCCAAGAUGGACCUGCUGCCGGACAAGGCUGAGCCAAUCAGUGAUGGUGGCAGCGCCUCCUGUGGUAACAUAUUUUAAAAGGAAAGUGUGUGUGUGGGGGGGAACUGCUGUGCAACAGCAGCUGGAAGAGAGGAGUGAUAAUCUGUGAGACAAACAACUCUGCAGACACGGAGGUCAGUGAAGAAGGAGGGGGAGGAAGUGCUCCAGGUGCCAAGCAGAGAUUCCCCUGCAGCCCAUGGUGAGGCAGGUUGUCCCCCGGCAGCCCAUGGAGGUCCACGGUGGAGCAGAUAUCUACCUGCAGCCUGUGGAGAGCCUGCGCUGGAGCAGGCUCCUGGCAGGAUCUGUAGACAUAUGGAGAGAGAAGCCCGCAAUGGAGCAGGUUUGCUGACAGGACUUGUGACCAUGUGGGGGACCCACACUGGAGCAGUCUGUUCUUGAAGGACUGCACCCUGUGGAAAGGACCUGCACUGUAUCACUUUGUGAAGAACUGCAGCCUGUUGGAAGGAGUCAUGUUGGAGAAGUUCAUGGAGGACUAUCUCCCAUGGGAAGGACCCCAUGCUGGAGCAGAAGAGUGUGAGGAGUCCUCCCUCUGAGGAGGAAGAAGCAGUAGAGACAACGUGGGAUGCAUUGACUGUAACUCCCAUUCCCUAUCCCCCUGUACCACUCGGGGGAAGAAUGUAGAGAACUCUGGAGUUAAGUUAAUCCUGGGCAAAAGGGAGGAGUGAGGGGAAGGUGUUUUUAAGAUUUAGUUUUUCUCAUUAGCCUACUCUAAUUUGAUUGGCAAUAAAUUAAAUUAAUUUCACUGAGUAGAGUCUGUUUUGCCCAUGAUAGUAAUUGAUGAAUGAUCUCUUCCUGUCCUUAUCUCAACCCGUGAGCCUUUAGUUAUAUUUUUCUCUCCCCCGUCCAGUUGAGGAGUGGGAAUGACAGAGUGGCUUGGUAGGCACUUGGUGGCCAGCCAAGGCCAACACAAUACACUAUAAUGCUUUUUACUUCUCUUAGAGGUUCAUAAUGAUGUUACUUAUCAAUACAAUUGAAGUAUUAAAUUAUAUAUUAACGGCCAUAUAGCCAUCUUUAAAAAUGGCAAGCACUGAAAUGGCUCAGGAGACAAACCAGACCCCAGGGCCCAUGCUGUGUAGUACAGGAUGUGGAUUUUAUGGAAAUCCUAGGACAAAUGGGAUGUGUUCUGUUUGUUACAAAGAGCAUCUUCAGCGACAGCAGAAUAGUGGUAGAAUCAGCCCAAUGGGGACAGCUAGUGGUUCAAACAGUCCUACCUCAGUCUCUGCAUCUGUACAGAGAGCAGACACUAGCUUAAACAACUGUGAAGGUACUGCUAGUAGCACAUCUGAAACAUCAAGAAAUGUGCCUGUUGCCGCUUUGCCUGUAACGCAGCAAAUGACAGAAAUGAGCAUUUCGAGAGAGGAAAAAGUAUUGCUGAAAAUGGAGACCAAACCAGUUGUUACUCAACCAAGCCCAUCAGUUUCUCAACCUAGUACUUCACAGAAUGAAGAGAAACCUUCUGAACUACCUAAACCAAAGAAAAACAGAUGUUUCGUGUGCAGAAAGAAGGUUGGCCUUACAGGAUUUGAUUGCCGAUGUGGAAAUUUAUUUUGUGGACUUCACCGUUAUUCUGACAAGCAUAAAUGCCCAUAUGAUUACAAAUCAGAAGCUGCAGCAAAACUUAGGAAAGAGAAUCCAGUUGUGGUGGCUGAAAAAAUCCAGAGAAUAUAAACUAGUCUACUUGUGAAAAGACUGACUUUUAUCUGUUUUAUUUUAAUAUACACUAGGAAAGCAUUAAAGAGCAGUUGCAUGGCAAUUUUUCUUGUUCUCCAAAGUUUUAUGUCUGUAGUAAUAUUUCGGAAUGUUUGAGUGUUUGUUACAGGCAGAAUUGGAUAGAUACAGCACUUGAAUAUAUAUAUGCUCUCCUCAGAAUAUGACUGGAUGGUCGGAACCUGCACAGGAAUACACAUGCACAGAGAACAGGCUCUAGUUCACAUGUGCCAAACAGAUCUAUCUGCAUGUUUGCAGCAUAUCUGCCUUUUGAGAUGUUAAAGGUGUAUAACAUUAGCUAAAGGCUAUGUGCCUGUUGGGGAGAAGGAUAUGUCACAAAGUUUGGCGACCUAAUUCUAUCAUUUAAAAUCUUGUUCUGCUUUUAAUUUCCACACACCAUUGUUUUCCAGCAGAAUAGAAUGUAAGCCGUGUAGAGGGCUCUGCCUUCCAGUAAGAUGAGUGUUGGUGCCAUAUUUAAUAAAAAGUCAUUUAACAAUUGCAAUUGGAAAAAUAGGAAAAAAAUCAGAUAUGUACAAGAAAACUAUUUUGGAACAGUUUACAUUAAGUUUAGAACCAUGAAAACAGUUUCCCGGAGGAAAUGUCCUCUUAGAAACUUAAGAACUGGCCUGCAAUAGUUGGCUGCUUUUCCUUGCAUAGCUAAAAUAUUGUGUAGCACAAUAUUGUACUAAGAUUGUCUUAUAAAACAAAAGCUACAUCUGUGUGGGUUUUUUUUAGACACACCACAGCAGCUUGAUGCAUCUGUGAAAGCUGCAGAAGUAUUUGAGCAGUUUAUUAUUCAUGUACUUCUUUUGAACCCAGAAGACAAUGAACUUAAGAAUAUUAGGAUUUUUUUUUUUUUUUUUUAUUGUAACAAUUGCACAAGCAGCCAUUUUUGGGUAUGGAAAACCAUACCCAACAUGAUGCCUGUAGAUGUAAGUGGGAGCUAGAGCCACUCUUGGAGGGCUGCUUUAUCAUUUCUAAUUGUACUUGGGUGUAGAACUGUGGUGUUCUUUAGUGUAUUGCAUGGGCUUUGUUACCUACAGCUUUGUAUAAUAACUAGAAAAGGCAAUGCUUGCUGAUGCUUGUCUGGUAAUAUCACUUCUGUGUUAUAAUGGAAGGGUUUUUUGUGAUUUAUGAAACUUGUGGGUUUUUUAUAUAAUCAAGUAUAGUGUAGACUAGUGUUGUAGUAAUGCCUCUUCUCGUGUAAAUAGUUGUGUAUGUACACAAGAUGCUACUUCUGACUUCUGUUGCAGUGUUUGGUCUUAGUUUCUUAGUUCACUAUUAAAAGCAUCAGACUUUUGCUUUAACUUAGUUUUUUUCAAUUUAGUUAUCAGAUAUGCAAACAUGUACAGAUAGUUCAUACUUGGGUAUUGCACAUAAUCACACUAUCCAGCAGUUAUGCUUUGUUGUAUCGUGUAAAUAAUAAAAAUCAUGUACAGAAGGAAA
Molecule: messenger RNA, 4511 nt
Organism: Columba livia (rock pigeon)
Lineage: Eukaryota; Metazoa; Chordata; Aves; Columbiformes; Columbidae
Product: AN1-type zinc finger protein 5-like
Exons: 6
Coding region: 2376-3026 (216 amino acids)
Molecular function (GO): DNA binding; zinc ion binding
Source: RefSeq, a predicted model, not a curated record